CAGAGGACAGCAGUGGUGGGAGGAACACACUAUUCUGAUUAGAAACUGACUUUCAGAACGGGCCUUGGGGACUUGGCUCUCCCUUCAGCGUCGGUGAGGCAGCAUAUAUCUUCCCUCACUGAAGCUAGGGGACCAGGGUCACCUCCACCCCAUCUGGCUGUGCCAGAGCUCUCAGCCUUUGGACACUGGCUGUGUGGAUGAAGGGUCCACCUGAGCUCCAGUGAGAACACCCACCAGCCCAGUUUCCUCCUGAAGGAGAGAGGGAGAGAGGGAGGAUGGUGGAUUUUCCGGGAUACAGCCUGUCUGGUGCAGUUGCCUCCUUCUUCUUCAUACUGCUCACCAUGAAGCAGUCAGUUGACUUUAGAGUGAUUGGUCCUGCUCACCCCAUCCUGGCCAGGGUGGGGGAAGAUGCCCAGCUAACAUGUCAGCUCCUCCCCAAGAGAACCGCGGUGCACAUGGAGGUGAGGUGGUACCGCUGGGAGCCAAGUGCGGACGUGCUGUUUGUAUACCGGGAUGGAGCUGAGGUGACCGAGAUGCAGACGGAGGACUACAGGGGCCGAGUGCAGUGGGUAGAGGAUGACCUUGCUGAGGGAACUGUAGCUCUGAAGAUGUACAACAUCAGACCAUCCGAUGAUGGGCAAUACUGGUGCAGUUUCCAAGAGGGGAACUCUCGUGGAGAAACCAGCUUGCUGAUCAAAGUAGCAGGUCUGGGGUCUGCCCCUCACAUCCACAUGGAGGGAUCUGAGGAAGGUGAAAUCCAGCUUGUUUGCACUGCAGAAGGCUGGUUCCCAGAGCCCCAGGUUUAUUGGGAAGACAUUAGGGGACAGAAGCUGCUGACUUUCUCUGAGUAUCAUAUCCAAGAUGAAGAUGGCUUGUUCUAUGUGGAAGCCACGCUCAUGGUCAGGAACGCCCCUGCAGAGGCUGUGUCCUGUUUCAUCCACAACCCCAUCCUCAACGAGGAGAAGGGCUCAGUCAUCUCCAUCCCAGAAAAACUCCAGAAUGAGCUUGCUUCCUUAAAAGUGAUUGGACCUUCCCAGCCUCUUCUUGUCAGAGUGGGAGAAGACAUACAAUUAACCUGUUACCUGUCCCCCAAGGCUAAUGCACAGAGCAUGGAGGUGAGGUGGGUCCGAUCCCACCGCUACCCUGCUGUUUAUGUGUAUAUGGAUGGGGACCAUGUGUCGAAAGAACAGAUGGCAGAAUAUAAAGGGAGGACAGCAUUGGUGACUGAUGCCCUCAGCGAGGGAAGACUGACCCUGCACAUACGCAACACCAGCAUUUCAGAUGACGGGCAGUACCGGUGCCUUUUUGAAAAAGACGGUGUCUACCAGGAGAGCAGUUUGGAUCUGAAGGUAGUAGGGCUGGGUUCUUCUCCGCAGAUCACCAUGGAGGAGCUGAAGGAUGGAGAAAUGCAGCUGAUGUGCAGCUCAGAAGGGUGGUUCCCGCAGCCCCGUGUGCAGUGGAGGGACAUGGAAGGAAUGACAGUUCCAUCAUUUUCCGAGGUCCUGACUCAAGGCAGCCAUGGGCUGUUCCAUGUGGAGACAUUUCUGUUGGUCCCGAACAGUUCUGUUGUGAACUUGACAUGCUCCAUCAGCAACCCCCUUCUUGGAGAGGAGAAAAUGGCAACUUUUUCUUCCUCAGAUUUCAGGAAGACCUCUUCAUGGAAGAUCCUAUUUAUAUUUGGAUUGCUUCUUCUUGCAACUGUAGGCCUGAUAAAGAGAAAGAGCUGUAGAAAUGUGAAUGUGACACUGGAUCCAAAUGCAGCUCCCCGAGAACUGAAUAUUUCUGAGGGAAAGAAGAAUGAGACCCAUAGACUGUCAUGUAACCAGACAUCCCACAGAAAUGUAUCUGUCUGCUCCAUGCUCCGGGUCCGGGGGCUCACAUCAGGGAGGUGGUAGUGGGAGGUAGAGACUGAGGACAAGACAGGAUGGGUUCUGGCUAAGGCCGAGGACAAUACCAUGAUUCAUUUCUGUGUCACCACAGAACAAGUUUGGGCAAUGGGUGUCUAUGGACAUGAGUACCAGAUGGUUACCGCUUCUCCAAGCCUUAUAUCCUGAAGAUGGUUCCAGGACGGGUCAGAAUCUCCCUUGACUAUGUAUUUGGACAUGUCCUGUUUUAUAACAUGACUAAGUGAUCUAUCUUCACCUUCUCCCUCAGUUUUCUUCUCUGAAAUUCUACACCUCCUCUUCAUUCUUUGAUCCCCUAAUGUAGUUUCUCCUGACACCAUUCCCUGAGAUUCUGGACACCAGGAUUAGAUUCCAAGUCUCAGCUUUUUUUCUCUUUUUGCCUUGAAAGGGGACUCAUGAGACCAUCAUACUAAAUUAAGCGUGCUUUAAUCUCACUCUCGUUUCAAAUCUGACCUGGAGACUGAUCCCUUCAGAGAUCUAACUUACCCCAAGUUCUCUGAUAUUCUGCCUACUGAUCACAGUCUGAUAUAUGAUGGCCAAAGACCCUUAGAAAAUCCAAUGGAAAAUGCAAUUUAGCCUAGAGAAGGGCAUGCAAGGAAUUAUGCAGUGCUUGAUUGGUUUCUUUAAAAAGAACACAAUGAAUUAUUUAAGUAGCCAUGAGAAAAUGAUAAAUACAUUUUAAAGAGAGUAAGAAAAAACAUAGCCAAAUUAACCGAGAAAAACCUAUUGCUAAUACAUAAUCUAGAAGUGUGGAAUCCCUGCUCCAGGAUUUUUCAGUAAGUUAACAGAAAAUGUGAAGUAGAGACAAUUUUUAGAAAUUCUGGUCUAAGAGGAAAUUUAACUUCAUGUAUAUGAAACUGGGUGAUGGGUACAUGAGAGUUUAU
Pteronotus mesoamericanus is the source of this 2788-nucleotide messenger RNA. RefSeq names its product butyrophilin like 2 (gene BTNL2). Gene Ontology annotation, biological process: regulation of cytokine production; T cell receptor signaling pathway. The coding region runs from base 276 to 1895 and encodes 539 amino acids. The transcript is spliced from 9 exons. Gene Ontology annotation, cellular component: external side of plasma membrane. NCBI's taxonomy places the organism in Eukaryota, Metazoa, Chordata, Mammalia, Chiroptera, Mormoopidae. Gene Ontology annotation, molecular function: signaling receptor binding. The record is from RefSeq and is a predicted model, not a curated record.